Messenger RNA from Rangifer tarandus platyrhynchus (Svalbard reindeer), 1296 nucleotides. The record is from the annotation of a GenBank genome assembly. NCBI's taxonomy places the organism in Eukaryota, Metazoa, Chordata, Mammalia, Artiodactyla, Cervidae.
AUGCGGCGGCUGCGGCGCCUGGCGCACCUGGUGCUCUUCUGCCCCUUCUCCAAGGGCCUGCAGGGCCGGCUCCCAGGCCUGAGGGUCAAGUAUGUCUUCCUGGUGUGGCUGGGCGUCCUCGCGGGCAGCUGGCUGGCCUACGUGCACUACUCGUCCUACGCGGAGCUCUGCCGCGGCCACGUCUGCAGAGUGGUCAUCUGUGACCAGUACCGCAAGGGCAUCAUCUCAGGCUCCAUCUGCCAGGACCUGUGCAGCCUGCAGCAGGUGGAGUGGAGGACCUGCCUCUCCUCCGUCCCAGGCCAGCAGGUGUAUAGCGGGCUCUGGCAGGGCAGGGAGGUGACCAUCAAGUGUGGCCUCGAGGAGAGCCUGAGCUUGAAGGCCGGGGCCGACGUGGCCCCCCGGCGGGAACUGGUGCUCUUUGACAAGCCUACUCGGGGCACCUCGAUUAAGGAGUUCCGGGAGAUGACCCUCAGCUUUCUCAAGGCGAACCUAGGGGACCUUCCCUCCCUGCCCGCACUGGUCGGCCAGGUCCUGCUUAUGGCCGACUUCAACAAGGACAGCAGGGUGUCGCUGGCCGAGGCCAAGUCGGUGUGGGCGCUGUUGCAGCGCAACGAGUUCCUGCUGCUGCUGUCCCUGCAGGGGAAGGGGCACGCCUCCCCGCUGCUGGGCCACUGCGGGGACCUCUACGUCACGGAGGGCGUCCCACGCAGCUCGGGGCCCGCGGCCACCCUCCCGGCCCUGCUCCGCCCUCUGCUGCCGCCUGCCCUGCACGGGGCCCUGCAGCAGUGGCUGGGGCCCGCCUGGCCCUGGCGCGCCAAGAUCGCCAUCGGCCUGCUGGAAUUCGUGGAGGAGCUCUUCCACGGCGCCUACGGGACCUUCUACAUGUGCGAGACCACGCUGGCCAACGUGGGCUACACGGCCAAGUACGACUUCAGGAUGGCAGACCUGCAGCAGGUGGCGCCCGAGGCCGCCGUGCGCCGCUUCCUGCGGGGCCGCCACUGCGAGCGCAGCGCGGACUGCACCUACGGGCGCGACUGCCGCGCGCCCUGCGACACGCUCCUGCGCCAGUGCAAGGGCGACCUGGUGCAGCCCAACCUGGCCAAGGUGUGCGAGCUGCUGCGCCACUACCUGCUGCCCGGCGCCCCCGCCGGCCUGCGCGCCGAGCUGGGCCGGCAGCUGCGCACCUGCGCCACGCUGAGCGGGCUGGCCAGCCAGGUGGAGGCCCACCACUCGCUGGUGCUCAGCCACCUCAAGACCCUGCUCUGGAAGGAGAUCUCCAACACCAAGUACACCUGA